Messenger RNA from Moesziomyces antarcticus, 1587 nucleotides. RefSeq names its product cytoplasmic protein. The record is from RefSeq and is a predicted model, not a curated record. The coding region runs from base 1 to 1587 and encodes 528 amino acids. The transcript is spliced from 2 exons. Lineage: Eukaryota; Fungi; Basidiomycota; Ustilaginomycetes; Ustilaginales; Ustilaginaceae.
AUGCCAUCGAUACCGACGCCGCCACCAGAGCUCGAGGUGCUCACCUUCCUCUCGGACUCCAACGCCCAGGUCCGCCAGGUCGCGCUCUCCAACAUCGUCGGCUUCAGCGCCAAGGACAGUCCGCAUCGCUCGCUGCUCAUCUCCAAGCACAAGAACCGAGACGGCUCGCCCCUCCUCGGCCGCGACGGCAAGGAGGUAGACACGGUCGAGGACCUCAAGCGCCUCUGCCAGGACCAGCCCAUCACCGCCCACGAUGCUUUCAGCGCACUCAUCAACAUCUCGGACAGCCUCGUGCUCGCUCGCAAGAUCGGUGACAAGGCCUUCCUCGAGUUCCUCGUGCGCUACAUCGCCGAACCCGUCUCGCUGCUCGCCGACCUGGCGUGCAUGCUGCUCUCCAACCUCACCAAGCUCGAGUCCAUCUGCGCCAUCCUCUUGGAUCUCCAGGUGCAGGCUCGUCCCUUCUACAGCUUCAUGGCGUCCGAAGAGAUGGAGGGUGCGCUCAACGGCAUGGACGUCGAGCCCAACGACCCCGAUUACGCGGCCAAGAAGGCCAAGGCACAGGAGUACGCCACCAAAGUCGCAGAGCAGGCCAAGAAGAUGGACGAAAAGGUGCCCGCCAUGGCACGCCUGCUCGACGCCUUUGAAGAGGGCGCCACCGUCGCCUCGCAGGGCAGCGACCUCGAGGCCAUGAAGCAGCGUGCAAAGGAUGCCGCAACCAAGGCCCAGGCGGACAAGGACAAGGAGCCCGAAAAGAUCGAACGCGGCCCGGACGGCAGGCCGAGGAUCAAGCGCAAGACCAACUGCAACUUUCUUGCGAGUGUCUUUGCCAACGUCACUGUGCUGCCGCGUGGACGAGACUGGUUCGUCUCGCCACUCUCGGCCUCCUCGGCAGCCGCAUCCGCGACCGCACAGGCCGCGCUUGCCCGUGGCGUCGAUGAACAGGGCUCCAUCCCGGCUGCUACCGAAUAUCCCGUGGCUCGCAUCAUGGCCUUUACCGAACAUCCCAACCUCAUCCGCCGCGGAGGCGUGAUCAGCACGCUCAAGAACGUGCUCUUCGUGAAGUCGGCGCACAAGCUGCUCGUGGCACCGCCGCCGGCGCGCGAGGGGGAGGACGAGAUGCUGGCUGGUGCGCUGCGCGCCACCACACGUCCGCCCUCGUCGGUGGACAUUCUGCCGAACCUGCUGCUGCCGCUGUGUGACGGCAAGGAGCUGGCCGAGGUGGAUCUGGAGGAUCAGGAGGAGCUGCCGGAGGAGUGUCAGAUGCUGCCGGAGGACAAGAGGCGCGAAAAGGAUCCGGCGCUGCGUCUGAUGCUCGUCGAGUCGCUGCUGCUGCUCUGCACCAACGUGUACGGCCGUCAGUGUCUGCGUGCGCGCGGCGCGUAUGUGGUGGUGCGCUCAGCACACCUGGUGGAAGCCGACGAAAAGAUCGCCGAGUCCGUGCUGAGGUUGGUCAACAUCCUCAAGCGAGACGAGUCGGCUGCCACCGCCAAGGACCUCGAGGACGAUGCCGACGCAACCGCAGAAGACGUCGGUGCCGAAGAGCCCGUAGAUAGCGAUGAUGAAGACCUGCAGAUCGAGGAACUCUGA